AAAGAGAGACUCUUUAGCUUUUGUCAGUUGUGUGUUGCAGUUUUUUUUUUCUUCUCUUAUUGGGUUCUUUGUUUUUUUUCCGUGAAUUGCGUGUCUUCAUAUGAUGGAUUUCAUGCACCUGUUUUCAGAUUGGUUCAUUUCACGAGGAUGAUACUUGAAUUCAGCUGUUCUUUUCCUCCCCCCUCUCUCUCUCUCUCAUUUGAUUUUUACUAUUCUAUGUUUUUGUUGAUUCUGUGAGAAAAUCCCAGUCUGGUGAGCCAUGAAUCACCCCCUUCUUCCAGAUUGGAAUAUUGAAGGCGAUGUCCCUGUAACCAAUCAGAAGAAACCCAUGGGGCAAGAGCAUGAGCUUGUAGAGCUCUUAUGGCGAAAUGGGCAGGUGGUAUUGCACAGCCAAACACAGAGAAAAUCCGGUCUUGCUCCAAAUGAGUCUAAACAAGUUCAGAAACAUGAUCAAACCAUGCUAAGGAAUGGUGGGUCAUGUGGGAAUUGGAGUAAUUUGAUUCAGGAUGAGGAGUCAAUCUCAUGGAUCCAAUACCCACUGGACGAUUCCCUUGACAAGGAGUUCUGUUCUAAUUUGUUCAUGGAAUUGCCGCCCAAUGAUCCAGUUCAGCCUGAAAAGCCUGUUAGACACUCUGAACAAGAAAAGUCUGUCCCCAGCUCACAACAACCUAUUUUUAAGCAUUUGGGUAGUCCUGAAUUCCCAGGAAACCCAAUGCCGCCGCCUAAGUUUCAGGUUCCUGGUUCAGUCCAGCAGAAUUGCAGCUCAGGAGGAUUUGGAAAGAUUGUUAACUUUCCUAACUUUUCAUUCCCAGGGAGAAGCAAUUUAGGAUCUUCCAAGGCACAACUGGGGGGAAAGGGAUCAGGAAAUAUGGCACAAGGAGGAGAUGCUAAAGAGGGUUCAGUCAUGACAGUUGGGCUGAGCCACUGCGGCAGCAAUCAAGUUGUGAAUGAGGCUGACUUGAGCCGAUUUUCAAGCAGUGGCGUUGGCACCGGUUGUUUAUCUUCAGGGCAUGUCAAGGAAAAUGUUAUGAGGAUAGUUUCUCAGGGGGACAGAAGGCAAACAGAGACGCUUGAACCUACUGUUACUUCAUCUUCCGGUGGUGGGUCGGGCAGUAGUUUUGGGAGAACAUACAAGCAGUCGACCGACACCAAUAGCCACAAAAGAAAGGGCAGAGAAGCAGAGGAAUCUGAGUGCCAAAGCGAGGCUGCUGAACAUGAAUCAGCUGCAAGAAACAAGGCAUCACAAAGAUCCGGGUCAACUAGGAGGAGCCGUGCUGCUGAAGUCCAUAAUCUCUCAGAGAGGAGACGGAGAGAUCGAAUCAAUGAGAAAAUGAAGGCAUUACAGGAGCUUAUACCUCACAGCAACAAGUCAGAUAAAGCAUCGAUGCUAGAUGAGGCAAUUGAGUACUUGAAGUCCCUUCAGUUACAACUUCAGUUGAUGUGGAUGGGAGGUGGUGUCGCGCCUAUGAUGUUUCCAGGAGUCCAGCACUAUAUGGCCAGAAUGGGAAUGGGAAUGUGUCCACCUCCACUGCCUUCUAUUCACAACCCAAUGCAUUUACCAAGGGUUCAACUAGUUGAUCAGUCCACAUCUGCAGUUCCACCAUCAAACCAGCCUCCAAUUUGCCAAACCCCAGUCUUGAAUCCGGUUAAUUAUCAAAAUCAGAUGCCAAAUCCCAACUUUCCGGAGCAGUUUGCGCAUUACAUGGGCUUCCACCCUAUGCAAACUCCCUCUCAGCCCAUGAAUGUGUUCAGCUUUGGAUCCCAGAGUCACCCCAUGGCAUCGCCUGCCACCACUGGUGGCACCCCCACUGCAGCUGCUGCAGUUGAUGGUGCUCCAGGCAGCAAGUUGGGUGAGUCCUCUCAAGCUCAGGCCGGUCUUUUGACAUUGCACCCAUUGCAUAUGAUCAACAAAACAACAAUUCCCUCAAUAAAGCAACCACGGAUUUUGAAACUAAAGAAGGAAUAUUCCCUUAAAAAAAUUUUCAAAACCACCCCAAAGUUAAGUCCUUUGAGUACAAACUUGGACCAAACAAAAUGAAACCCUCCCUUCAUCCAUUACACUGUCUGCAACAUCACCAUGCAUUACACCAUUUUCCAAUGACUUUAGGAUUUUUUUGUAGCAGUCCACAAUCCCAUCAUGUCAAAUCCUUUUCACCUUUGUUAAAUUCCUUUCCAUGUCCAUAUCCACGAUCAAAUGCUUUUUCAUGUGACAGCCAUGUUCCUCUUUGACAUUAACAGGUUAAUACCAGUGGGUACGCAUGCUGCUCGAAUGCUUUUGGUUCCAUUACACAUCAAGUGCGCCCAUUGCAAGAUGAUGAUAAAAGCCAUCCAUUAAUUUCGUCCUGGUGGAUGGCCUAGGCCAGCUCUUCCUACAUAGACUAAGAAUCCAUCAAGUUAUGUGUUUACCCAUAUGGAUGAAAUUAUAUCUCAAGCUUUGGAUGAAAACGAUUCAGUUUCAGUUCCUUGCUUCCUUGCAACUUGAGCAUGGAGACAAGGAUAGCAUUGUCAAUAGUCCUUCCCCCUUUCUCUACUGGAGAAAUUAUUAUUUUUGACUCUUGAUAAUAAUGUUUAAAAAAAGGUGGUUAUUGUUGGAGCAUAAUUGGUAUGAAAACUCAUCAUUUUCCUUUC
This is a messenger RNA of Vitis vinifera (wine grape), 2628 nucleotides long. RefSeq names its product transcription factor PIF4. Gene Ontology annotation, biological process: regulation of DNA-templated transcription. Gene Ontology annotation, molecular function: protein dimerization activity; DNA-binding transcription factor activity. Lineage: Eukaryota; Viridiplantae; Streptophyta; Magnoliopsida; Vitales; Vitaceae. Bases 260 to 2038 code for a protein of 592 amino acids. The record is from RefSeq and is a predicted model, not a curated record. The transcript has 8 exons.